Molecule: messenger RNA, 1362 nt
Organism: Daphnia pulex (common water flea)
Lineage: Eukaryota; Metazoa; Arthropoda; Branchiopoda; Diplostraca; Daphniidae
Gene: Hakai
Product: E3 ubiquitin-protein ligase Hakai-like
Exons: 4
Coding region: 150-1205 (351 amino acids)
Biological process (GO): regulation of cell adhesion; protein ubiquitination
Molecular function (GO): ubiquitin protein ligase activity
Source: RefSeq, a predicted model, not a curated record
UGCUAGCGCAUCCGCAGCAUGGCGUGGCAAUACGCAUCGCUGUAUACAUUUCACAUGACAUUUCUUAUUUUGUCAAUUGCGUGCGACCUUUUUUUUUAAUUGUUUUGCUUUCUAUUGAUAGUGACUGUUGUUUUUUUGUGUGUGCAACAAUGGAUUCUGAUAGUUCACCAACUAAGAAAGGAAGUAAAAGCCGUGGAAGAGGCCGUGGGACAUCGACUACAGCGUCAAGUCGAGGCCGGUCGAGGGGCAGAGGCCGGGGAAAACGAGCAGUCAAGCUAAUACUAAGUGAUGAUGAAGAAUCUGAAGGUGAAGAGCAGGCAUCUCCAAACAAAAGUGUUGAUACCGAAAAUGAGAAACCUGUGGCUUGCAGUCCCGAACUCAUUAUCAAACACCCAGAAUUUGAUUUGGAGGCUGACAUAUCCCAGCUGCAGGCACCUACUUUCACAACUAUAAAUAGAGGACCUCCGGAACCCAUGCUCCACCUGACCUGGAACUUGCCAGUGAAUUUAAUUGGAGAAAAGGUUCUCAAUCCAAUGAUUCACUGCUGUGACAAGUGUUUGAAGCCUAUUCUCAUCUAUGGUCGCCUUAUUCCCUGCAAACAUGUGUUUUGCCUAGGUUGUGGAAAGCAAGAAGAGCAUCAACCCUGUCCUAGGUGUCGCGAAAGAGUGGCUCGAGUGGAACAGACUAGCCUUGGUCAAGUGUUUAUGUGCACACAUGGUGGAUCGCGUUACGGAAAUGAUGGCUGCCGCCGAACUUAUUUAUCGCAACGUGAUUUACAAGCCCACAUAAAUCACCGACAUCUUCGCCUACCGAUGGAGAAGGAGCCGCAGAAAAUCAGCACCGUCCCCCUGUCCAGCUCUCGUGGUUCCCAGCACAUGCCUCUCCUGCACAGCCGCUCCAACUUGGUGUCUGUGCACAUUCAAGAUCCCACGACGGGUCUCUCGAGCAACAACAGCGGGAAUGCGGGAAGUUACUACAACAGUAUAGCCCCACCCACGAGUGCCGGAUACAGUUACUCUUAUAGUUCACAAACUGGCCAUUACAGCACGACGCCUAGUUACUACGCAAACUAUCAGCAACCCGCACCACCACCUCCUCCACCGCCGCCUCCGCCUCAACAGCAACAACAUCAGUACGAUGUUGGCAAUCAAUCGUACGCAAGCAAUCAGUGGUCCACAUCCACCAAUCAAUCCUUCUAUCGGUGAAAUUAAAAAAAGUGAAAAGAAAAAAAUGUCCACAACCAACGAGAAAGCAACGGACAGCAACAUCAAUCCUUAGCCAAACCCUGUUAAAAUGAAUCGUAAACCUUCUUUACACUGUCAAUGUAAAAAAAAUUGUAAUACAAUGACACUGACAUAACUA